UCUUGCAACUGUCACUAGUGAUCUCUCGUCCUGUCGACGAAAGCUGCAACCGCACUAAGCUACACGACUUUCCCGACUCUAUCUACUUCAUUGAGCUACCCAUAAACCUUUGAAUUCUAGCAAAUAUCGAAUGCAAUCGCCACAGAGAUGCCCAACUACGCGCGACAGAGUUCCUUGGACCUGGACGAGAUAUUCGGCCACUAUAUCAAGAACGACAGCAACGCCGCCAUGAUGAGAAACAUUCGUACCAAAGAGAGAAUGAGCAGCGCUCAUCACUGCGAGGAUAAGGAGUGUGGUGGUUGCCCAUCCAUGAGAUGUGUCAGCGCGCUGCACUUCUCUUGGUGUCUCGCACCCGUCAUAGAUGAGGAUAAGAAGUCAGACACAUACGACGAGGUCGUGAUCUGUGGGCAGCGCUUUCAGUGUAUCUCCCCCAAAGGAUGCGCCGUACAUCCAUACCUAGCGGGCUUCAACCUCGACAUCAAGAACGCGCGCAACAACUACCCAAAUAUCGAGGUCGAAUGGAAGGUUAUCUUCGAGUCAUUCAAGGCUGAGCACGAUGCAGCCGUGGCGGACAAGACGGUGGAGCAGAGGUUGUUGAAGAAGCAGGAAAAGAUGACCGAUCAUCAAAAGAAGCGCUACCAAAAGCUGCAAGACCAAGCCGCAUUCCAGAAAAGUCACGAGAAGGAGCUUGGUGUCGACCAAGAGGAUACUGCCUAG
This is a messenger RNA of Alternaria rosae, 717 nucleotides long. RefSeq lists its product as uncharacterized. The transcript is spliced from 2 exons. The coding region runs from base 148 to 717 and encodes 189 amino acids. The record is from RefSeq and is a predicted model, not a curated record. NCBI's taxonomy places the organism in Eukaryota, Fungi, Ascomycota, Dothideomycetes, Pleosporales, Pleosporaceae.